UGAGUCAGAGCCUGGCACAGUAGAGAGACUUGAUACUUUUUCUCCGAUCUUUAAAAGAUAAACGAAGAAAUAGUUAAAUAUUGCUUUGUAAUGAGAAGCCUAGGGUGACUAACAACAUGUUCUAAGAACCAAUUUUGUGUGACAUCUACCAAAACUGUCGGAGUUUCAGUGCUUUGCCUGAUCGCCCAGAAAGUAUUGGGACCAUCGCGAUUGUCGGAGGAAGCCUGGACGGCUGGAAUAGGCGUGAUGUUCACUGAAGUUUCGGUCGCACGUCGCACUCGAAAUAAAACCCAAAGAUCAAUUCCAGCUAGUUCCUCUCCAUCAAAUGGAUUUCGUUUCGACCAAUUUAAUUAUGAAAACUUGCCUCUUUGAAGGAAACGUUUCUUCAUCUUCCAUUUGUUAAUUUCAUCACUUGAGAAAACAAUGGAUUAUCUUGUGGAAAUCUGCUCGUGCACGUCUGCUAUGAUGAAUAUGUUCGGAUUCAAAAUUGUUCCAUUUUCUUUUGACAUCAAAUUGAGGACUACUUUUUUGUCAAUAGUAUUGUCAAUAUUAUUUAUAGGCACACCAUCUGAAUGUAUAUCUUGGAAGUCUUGGUUCACAGAAGACCGACUGAGCAGAAGCAUCCAUAAUUCAGAUAGCUACCUCUUCCUAGAAUUUAAUUGUUCGUCAUUUGAUUUAGAUUGUUCUCCAUGUGAUGCUGGGACCUUUGCUAACUUAACAAACAAGGAUUGUGCCUGUUGCAGUGUGAACGGUGAUUGCGCCCAUGAACAACUGUGCAUCGAGUGUUCCGAGGGAGAAUACCAGCCAGUCCAGGGGCAGACUGAGUGCCUUUUAUGCCCCAAUGGGACAAUAUCAAACACGACAUCGGCGCAAAAGUGCCUGCCAUGCGCCAAAGGAACAGUGCAGCCUGUGGAAGGCCAGACAGCGUGCGAGGAGUGUGAACCGGGUUUUUUUGCAAACAGGACUGGGUUGUGGGAUUGUUAUCCCUGUGCGAAUGGGACUUUUUCUAAUGUUACUGCCAGCCACAACUGUACAAAAUGUCCGCCUGGACAUUAUCAACCUGACAAAGCGGCCACGGGAUGUGAGAUAUGCGAGCCAGGAUCAGCAGCUCUAUCUGCUGGAAGUCUGAAAUGUGACAUCUGUGAAGCGGGCACCUUCUCCAAUAAAUCUGGAAGUCCUUACUGUUCACCUUGUCCCCCAGGGAAGGUUGCUGCCGAGUCAGGCAUGGUGAAUUGUACAAGCUGUCCGAUUGGUCAGUUUCAACCCUCAGCCGGCCAAUCAGGAUGCAUGGAAUGUUUCCAAGGGGCCUACUGCAACCAUACAGGAUGUACUGUGUGUGAGGAGUGUCCAGCUGGUAUGGAAGCCAAGCAUACCGGAGCAGAAAACUGCACUCUAUGUGAUCCUGGUUACAGCAAGCCCCUUGCUUCUAACUCACUCUGCAUUCAAUGUCCCGAGGGAUUUUACCAGACUCGGUGGGGACAGACCGCCUGCAUCCAAUGCCCAGCGAAUUACUAUUGCACUUGCUUCUCCUGUCCCCCAGUGCCUUGUCCAGAUGGAGCCUUCUGCCCAGCAGGGAGCUAUGUACCUUCUUACUUGACCUGCCUGCCUCUCUUUAGCAAGAAAAAUAUGGCUUGUGUGCCCACUCCUAGUUUUUAUGUUGUGAUUGCACUUAUUGUAUUAGUAUGUGGCUUUUCUGUUGUCUUCCUGAUGAGUCGAUACCGAGCCAGGCAGAGGUACUUCAAGGUCAGAACUGCCGAGUCAGACAGGCUCCUGUCUUCUACCAGAUCUGAAGAGGAACCUGUCUAUGAAGGUUUCUAGAAGGCUCCUACCUGGAACCUUCAGGAUGAUCGAUAUCCUUGAGGACCUUGACAACACUUCUUCCAAUACCAUGAAAAAUAAAGGCUCUUGUUCCGUUUGGGACCCGUUACACUUCUGAAGAUGAACUCGUCUGCCAAGGCUUCUAGAAGGUACCUACUUGGAAAUGAGGGUUUGAUCGACAUCCUUGACCAAAAUUCUUCUAAUAUGGUGGAAUGGUUAAUAUAUGGAAGGUGUUUGAUCUGGAGAAGAACCUAUCUUGGCUAUCCAUCAAGGAUUCUAGAAGAUAUCUACUUGGAACCUCGAGGAUGAUUGAUGUCCUUGACAACAGCAGUACUUCCAAUAGGGUGCAACUAGGUUAAUACUAGCAAGGCAUGUGAUCUGAAGAGACACCGGUCUAUCAACAAUUCUAGGAGGUUCCUAUGUGGAUCCUAGCUCUAGGAUGAUUGAUGUCCUUGAUAACGGUUCUUCCGAUAGGAUGCAAAGGCUGGUGUUCCUUUGGAGAUUUGUAUUCCAGACUUCCAAUGGAACAAACCAGGAAAGACAAGAUUCAAGAGUUGCUCCAUGUAAAUUUGAAGUCAUAUUAAAUGUACAACUAGAACUUUGAAGCAUGUGGUGAGGUACUUUUACAAGACAGUGUGCCCAAGUCAGCUGAUUGUACUGUCACAAACCUCUUGCAACAAAAAAACUUGAUAUCGCUCUUAUGGUGGAGUAAGGACUUCUUAUUUGUUCAUCCUUCUCUCAGUCAUAGGUAACAUUGUUUUAUGUGUGAAAGGUCCUACUUGAGAUGACUUUUCCUACCUUUUCAUCAAAGUUUAAUGGCAUCAGUGUACUUGCCAAUCUUAGGAUUUGUGAUUUAUCAUUGUCCUUGUGA
Lytechinus variegatus (green sea urchin) is the source of this 2689-nucleotide messenger RNA. RefSeq names its product sushi, von Willebrand factor type A, EGF and pentraxin domain-containing protein 1-like. Lineage: Eukaryota; Metazoa; Echinodermata; Echinoidea; Temnopleuroida; Toxopneustidae. The record is from RefSeq and is a predicted model, not a curated record. The transcript has 8 exons. The coding region runs from base 424 to 1818 and encodes 464 amino acids.